Messenger RNA from Dimorphilus gyrociliatus, 3769 nucleotides. The record is from the annotation of a GenBank genome assembly. NCBI's taxonomy places the organism in Eukaryota, Metazoa, Annelida, Polychaeta, Dinophilidae.
AGUCGACAAGUUUUCUAUUUUUUUACCAGUGAUUGCUAGGUACUUGAACAGUUUUAGGGUUUUCUUUGCUUCAUUGUGGAUUUAUGGCCCUAAUUAACGAUUAACCUAGCUAAAAGAAUAAUUAAGACGACAUGUACGCAUAACGUAGUAACAGGUAAUUAUUCAUGUUGUGUAAUCAAACUAAAGCCUAUACAGGUGUAGUAAAACCUGUUUAAAUUAUGUGUGAAUCAGACAUUGUCAUUGUGAAAAUAUCGAAUAACAUUGUUUAAUAUUAAAGUUUUGCUAUAUUUUUUAUUUUAUCGUAACACAGAGUAUGACUGCCAGUGAUCACUACAUUCCUGCAGAACUGAGAGCAGGCUUCGUCGAACUAAGUCAUACCUACAAUACACAUCGUCACUAUUCUCUUAGGUAUAAUCAACAAUCGACGAUUUCGCCCCCUUCCUAUCUUGGGGAUUCGGAAUUCAAGAGAAAUCAACUUUUCCGAAGCAACUCUUCCGGUGUCCUUGAUGCGUGCGACUUUACUCAUCAAAAUUACGAUGACAUAGAUAUGAAAAAAUCCAAUGGAAGUGUUCCGUCAUCCCCCAAUCGAGAAAAAGAAGAAAAAAUGAAAAAUUCGGAUUUCGGCGGUGGAUUAUUACGGAAAUUCCGAUCUUCUAAGAAUAGUAAGCAUAUAAAAAAUGAAAAAAUUGAACCAAAGCUAAGUAAAAAAGCCUUCGCGCACUACGACUGCCAGAGCGUCUGUUUUAAUUACCAUGACAUAGUAAGACGCAGAACAUCUCUAAACCAACAUAAAAAUACGAAGACGGGAGCAAGUGCGGCUUCUGUCGCUCAGCCAUCAGACUAUAUAGUUAGCGACGGUAAUUACCGAAAUGUUCUUGAUGUAGAAGAUGAUCAAGAUAAGGGAGAUGGUAACUCGAACGACAUGGUUUUGUCAUGCCCUUUUUUUCGAAACGAACUGGGAGCUGACGAGAAUAUUGCUAUUAGUCAUGGUCGUUCCCAAUGCAAUGGCGUUACCAUUUUAGACAAUAGUAAACCUUUAUCAAACGACCCAAUUGUAUUAACGCCUGUAGUAACGUAUGACAUGUUUGUCAUGGAACACGUUGAUUAUGGAGCAUAUUAUUAUAGAAAUUUCUUUAUAUCUCACGACCAUCAGAAUUUUAUUGGUAUUGAUGAAGACGGUAUGGGACCAGUAGCUGUCUCUAUAAAGAGGGAAAAGGACGGAAAUCGAUAUCAAUAUAGAAUCAUAUUGCGGACCAGCGAACAGUGUACUCUACGCGGUUGUAUUCCAGAAGAAGCAAUCGCCUCUUCAAAGUUCUCUUCUAGCAGGGGUAUCCCUACGAAAGAAAUUUUAAGCGCAAUCGUACCAGAAUUACGGUUAAAUAAUUUAAAAGUAGCCGUUUCAGGGGAAAAAACUAUCAAACAAAUGCAGCGCCUUGAUGAACAACAGCUGACUCGGACUUAUAAAUUUGGUAUCAUGUACUGCAAAAGUGGACAGUGUACUGAAGAAGAAAUGUAUAAUAAUGAAGAAGGAAGCCCUGCAUUCGAUAAUUUUUUAUCUCUUCUUGGCCAAAAAGUAUACUUGAAGGAUUUUAGAGACUAUCGGGGAGGGCUCGAUAUUAAAACUGAUUCAACAGGAUCUCAGUCAGUGUACACUAAGUUCAAUGACUGCGAAAUUAUGUUCCACGUAUCGACAAUGUUACCCUAUACGAAAAAUAACAGGCAACAGCUCUUAAGAAAACGGCACAUUGGAAAUGAUAUUGUAACGGUUGUCUUUCAGGAAGACGGGUCACAUCCUUUUUCCCCGAAGUCAGUCCGAUCCCGUUUUCAGCAUGUCUUUAUUAUUAUACGUCAAGUUGUAUUAAGCACUGGUAUUUUCUACCGGCUUGCUGUCUCUCGCUCCAAAGAAGUUCCUCACUUCGGUCCCCCCUUGCCAAAGGAUUCUUUAUUUCCUCACUCCGAUUUAUUCGCCAAAUUUAUUCUCGCCAAAGCAAUAAACGCGGAAAAUGCAGCCCACAAAUCCGAAAAAUUCGUUGCCAUGGCUACGAGAACCAGGCACGAGUACUUGAAAGAUCUAGCGAAUAAUUACGUCACAAACUCGACUAUAGAAACGAAUACGAAAUUUUAUUCUAAAUUGUCUUUUGGUUCAAGCAAGAAACGCGAUCGCCCAAAAUCGAAAAACAUCAUCGAUAAUACAAUAUCAGGAGCAUUAGUUUGGGAAAUCCUAUGGAAAGAUGUUAAUAAAUCAGAGAAACUUAAGUGUUACUUAGCAAUUUCGUCUACAGUCUUGUCUGUUAUUCCAAAGACAAACUCUCAAGUUGUCUUUGUAAUUCCAACAUCAUUAAUAACAGGAUGGGCUGAACAAAAUAACUGUCUCCGAGUAUAUUAUGACAAAGGGCAAAAAUUAUUAUUGGAGUGUCCUGCCGAAGAAAGCGAUAACGACCGAAAUGAGACUACGACAGAAGUAAUGCAGAGACUCGAAGUCGUCACUAAUGGAACUAAUUGUCAAAAAAUCGUCCUUGAUAGAGGAAACGGAGGCCAAUUAGGAUUUCACGUCACGGAUGGUGGCCUGAUAACCAGUGUAGAUCAGGAAGGAAAAGCCUUUAAAGCAGGUUUAAAAAUGAACUCAAGAAUUGUAGAAAUCGGCUCUACUUUGGUUAGCUGUUUAAGUCACGCUCAAAUGGUUGAAAUAUUGAGGCACAGUAGUGAGCUGGUACUUACAGUCAUAUCUCCUAAUAGUGACAUGACUCCUAGAGUUGGAAUUAAUCCGGAGAAUUUUGGAUUUACUGUCUCACCUUGCUACGAGCUCCCCUACAUAUUUUCUGCAAAAUACAAAAUGAAAACUGAUACGGCGACCGUAAGCGGUGAUAUUUUCUGUAGCGAUGGCGAAUCAACUAAGCCUAACGAUAAACUGCAUAGAUCGUGUAACGGAUCGCUAAUGUCUAAUCCUAUGAAUCAUCAUCUUUCUUCUUCUUACUUGCCUGCAGCAACGCGUAACUGGUCGGAAGAUAAUACGACAGCCAGUCAAACAGAUUUAACAGCGAGAAACUAUGUAAAUUGCAGCACAGACGGUUCACUGAAUACCGAUUGUAAAUCUGGGCAAUCAUGGCGGAGUGGCUACGUAUCCGAGGGAGAUGUUUCCAAAUUACCUCAAACUUAUCAUUCCACACCGAAAUCGACAAGAAAUUCACUUCAUCAAGAGAAACCGAAAAGGGAAAUCGGGGAGAAAUCAUUAGAAAAUCAACUCAGGCACUUGAUAAACGACGUAGGAACAGAAGCCGAUCCAUCUAAAAUGCAAACAGAAGUCUUAUUAUCGGCACAUCGUCCUAUUAUUCCUAUGGACAGAUUUAAACAAUACAACCGAGAGCAAAUCGGAAGCUCACCGAACGCAAUAAAUGUCACCCAGAGAAGAAAUGCUGAUCGCCAAUGGAAAAAUCUUUUGUCUACAAGUGCCUCCCAAAUAUCACCAAUGCGUGAAAAUAAUAAUAGAAUUCAGAAAAUAUCAAUGGAACAAUAUCACCUGUCUCCAAAUCUUGACUUGUCAAACGAUUCCAGACUUGAAGCUGUUGAGAAGCGCUUGGGGCAUUUAGAAGAAAAAUCGAAUCAACUAGAAUAUGAUCUUAAGAGAGAACGGCAGGAGAAACGGACACUUGAAGCGGAAGUUGAAAGGCUCAAGCAAGAUAACGAACGUUUGCAAGAAGAAGCUGAUAAAGCCGCUAGCCAGCUACGAAAAUUCACAGAAUGGUUUUUUAAUACGAUUGACAAACGAUAA